Mytilinidion resinicola is the source of this 1171-nucleotide messenger RNA. RefSeq lists its product as uncharacterized. NCBI's taxonomy places the organism in Eukaryota, Fungi, Ascomycota, Dothideomycetes, Mytilinidiales, Mytilinidiaceae. The record is from RefSeq and is a predicted model, not a curated record. The coding region runs from base 372 to 1040 and encodes 222 amino acids. The transcript has a single exon.
AGAUGAAGAACCUUUAUAGGGUGGAAAGAAGCUAAACAUUGCGUGGGAUAAUUGAUUUGGCCCAAUUCACCGUAAUUGCCGGUCACGUUCACUACUUCAAAAUUCGGCCGCUUAGAUCGCCAUAUAAAGGACCGCACUCCCACAAAAGAACCUGUUUUCUACUGUACAGUCUCUCAACAGGACACACACCUCACCAGAAAGCACCAUACCUACGUAUCUCCAAGUACCCACCAUGUCCUCGUAAGCCCCCUCUACAUUCUCACACUCCAAACUUAUCGAUCUAACCAUAAAGAUACAGCGUCACCGACCCCUCGAUCCCUUCAAGAGACGGCACUUGCCACUUUCUACGCCUCCCCCGAGAGCUCCGUGACAUGGUCUACGAAUACGCGAUCACUAGCGAAUCGGACUAUGUCACUGUAGUGGACGGCGAAAUCGGAUAUAUCAACCUAUACAGUCAAGUCCGAAGCUUCAACGAGCUGCAAUACGUCUCCAAGCAACUGCGUGCUGAGACAGUCGGCCUCACUCUAAAGCUCAACAAGUCCGUCCGCUUCUUCAGUGAGGACUUUACCAGCAAUUCGGACCAAACCCCAAAGAGUCUAAGCGAUUGCCUCACCUUCUUAGCGGAAUGCACACCAACUUCGAUCUCGAAGCUCGCAACACUCUUGAUCGAGUUCCCCGAACCCCCUCACGUUUGCUAUCCAGUCUGCGCUCUCUCUUGGAGCGAUAUCGGCCGCCCACUCUCCGAAUUUUGUGCCGCGAAUCCGCACGUCUUGGUCAAGCUCCGUCUUACCAAUUGGGCUCUUAAGCAUUGCGAAUAUGAGGAUUUCCGGAUCGCGGCCCGCUUCUCUGAGACAGGAUUUGUCGUGCGCCACUUUUGUGACCUGGGAAUGCUCGGAACUGCAUCCAACUUGCGGGUUGUGCCCUCCGGAAGUCUGCCCGAUGAAGCAGUCAUGUCUCGAUGCAUGCCUCCGGUGCAGGUCACCGAGGCGAAGGAGUGGUACGAUAAAGGGAUUUCUGGUGCAGAUCGACCAAGCUGGUAAGAGACCUAGAGAGUGCGUCUGGUCCGGGUAUCAUACCUUGGCUAGCCUUGGCUAGCUUGAGCGGGAGAUAGCGAACGCUGGGGGUUUCUGGAGGUGAUGAUACCGUAGAUGGAGCGGAAGUUGCUCUUCCU